AGGGCGAGCGGGCUUUGGGCGGGAGUCUGUCUCUUUGGAUCCCUAAAAGGAUUCAGAAGGGAGUCGGGAGCAAGAGUCUAGACGCCUAGGUCUCCUGAGCGUCUCUCGGCUCCCACCCGGGGCUUUCCCCACCUCCUCCAGGGGAAGCAGCUGGCGGAGCCGUCCGGUCUCAGGACAAUGGAAGGAAACGAACUAGAAAUCAUAUCCGCCCUUUCCCUCCCCCUCCCAGUCAGAGCCCCACUUUUUGUAUGCCCUGCUAGGGGAACCUGUCAUUCAAAGCACCCCUCCGGCUGUCUGAGACCCCACAGGAGCCCACUAUCGCCUUCCCAAACCUGGUGCCUCGUUGGGCUCCCCUUUAGGUCCCGUAAUAGCGUACAUUGGAAAGGGAAUUUUGCUCUAUUCAUUCUCCUGUAACAGGCUCCUGACACUACCUUCUAAAAGCCAACACACUAAUUUUCGAAAUCUCAGCUGCCCCACCACACCGAUGACCCAGUCACCUAUAUUUCCAAUCUCUAUAUCCCCAAACUUCUCUCCAAUUCCAAUGUUCCAUCUCGGUUCUACUUUCGGUGACUUAAGACCCCUUAGGUUACGACCACCCAACAUUUCUGAGGUCCCGCCCUAGAGCCGGAGACCCCGCCCCGGGCUCGCCAUCUGGAGAGCGAGGAAGGAAGGAUACAGACCCAGGCGUUCACCCCACCUCCACCUCCGCCCCCGACAUCCCGGCCAGAUAAAGGAGCCGAGACCAACAGGGGAGAGAGACCCCGCCCCCCACGAGAAGAGAAGCCGCAGCCCCUGCAGGACGGGGGCCUGCGUCGCGAUGGAUUCCACCGCUACUUCGGCGGGAGCGCUGGACUACGUCCGCGAGUUCACUCGCCACUCCUCCGACGUGCUCGGCAACCUGAAUGAGUUGCGCCUGCGCGGGAUCCUCACUGACGUCACGCUACUGGUUGGCGGGCAACCCCUUCGAGCGCACAAGGCAGUCCUUAUCGCCUGCAGUGGCUUCUUCUAUUCAAUUUUCCGAGGCCGCGCAGGAGUGGGAGUGGAUGUGCUCUCCCUGCCUGGGGGUCCCGAAGCCGGAGGUUUCGCCCCUCUUCUGGACUUCAUGUACACUUCGCGCCUCCGUCUUUCUCUGGCCACUGCACCAGCCGUUCUUGCGGCUGCCACUUACCUGCAGAUGGAACAUGUCGUCCAGGCAUGCCAUCGCUUCAUCCAGGCCAGCUAUGAACCUCUGGGCAUCUCCCUGCGGCCCUUGGAGGCAGAACCUCCCACGGCCCCAACGGCCCCUCCACCAGGCAGUCCCAGGCGCUCCGAAGGGCACCCAGACCCACCUACUGAGUCUCGCAGCUGCAGUCAAGCCCCCCCCAGUCCAGGCAGCCCAGACACCAAGGCCUGCAACUGGAAAAAGUACAAGUUCAUCGUGCUAAACUCUCAGGCCUCCCAAGCAGGGAGCCUGGCGGGGGAGAGGAGUUCUGUUCAACUUUGCCCCCAAGCUGGGCUCCCCAGUGGAGAUGAGGCUUCUAGCAGCAGCAGCAGCAGCAGCAGUGGCAGUGAAGAAGGACCCAUUCCUGGUCCCCAGAGCAGACUCUCUCCAGCUGCUGUGACUGUACAGUUCAAAUGUGGGGCUUCAGUCAAUACACCCCAUAUCAUACCCCAGGCUCAAGAGGCCAUUACAUCACCCUCUGGGCAGGCUUAUCCACCACCAGGAAGUGAAUUUUUCAGCUGCCAGAACUGCGAGGCUGUGGCUGGGUGCUCAUCUGGGCUGGACCCUUUGGUUCCUGAGGAUGAAGACAAGCCCUACAAGUGUCAGCUCUGCCGGUCUGCCUUCCGCUACAAGGGCAACCUGGCCAGUCACCGCACGGUGCACACAGGGGAAAAGCCCUACCACUGCUCCAUCUGCGGAGCCCGCUUUAACCGGCCAGCUAACCUGAAAACGCAUAGCCGCAUCCAUUCGGGAGAAAAGCCCUAUAAGUGUGAGACGUGUGGCUCGCGCUUCGUGCAGGUAGCGCAUCUGCGCGCGCACGUGCUGAUCCACACUGGGGAGAAGCCCUAUCCUUGCCCCACCUGCGGGACUCGCUUCCGCCACCUACAGACCCUCAAGAGCCACGUUCGCAUCCACACAGGAGAGAAGCCUUACCAUGAACCAGUGACUUCAUGAAGCUUCUCCGGAGCCACCUGCAUCCUGCUGCUCUGAAGUCACUUCCUGCCUGAAGUGUGGAAGAGGCAGGGAGAAACCAGGAAGCCACCAAUAAUACCAAGAAGCUGGGGGAUGAAUCUGUGCUGGACACCCCCUACCACCACCAUCAAGGAAAAUUGAUAGGACUUGGAUCCUAUGAGAACAAUAGAGGCUGGAGGUGGCAGUGAGAAGAUUAUGUGGUUAGAGCCAACAUGCCAACUCCACCCCUCCUCCAGCAAUGGUAUCUUGAAAUCUAUCCAUUGCCCAGUGCAUACUUCUCUCCCAUCCUUUCCCCUGUCCUGUAUGUGUCUUGAGUGCACAGCUCUGUUCUUCCCUCUGGGCAGAGGGUAAAGGGUCACUAAUUCCGAUCAGUUACCUUCCUUUUGGACUCUGUGAAAUAAGUUCAUUAACAUGGUCUCUGCAGUUCCUUCCAACAUUUACAGUUUGAGAUUGUGUUUCUCAGGCUUUUAAAAUGCAUGACCUGAAUUAGAUUUUUAAAAAGCAAAUAAAAAAAAAUGAAACAAAGACACUAAACUAAAACCUUUCUUCUCCCACUACAGCAUAUCCCCUGAUGAAAAUGAGACUAGCUAAUAUUACUUAUUUCCUGUGACAUGUCAGGCCCUCAACUAAGCAUUUUGAUGCAUAGGUUAUUUAAUUCAACUCCCCUGACAGCUCUAAAAAGUAGGUGCUAUGAUUAUCCCCAAUUUACAGAUAGAGAAGCCAACUAAGAGGUUCAACAUCUUAGCUACGUUAAUAAGGGAAGCCAUGAUUGAAAGGACAAUUCUAAAGACUGCUCGUAACUACUAUGUUAUACCACCACACCAUUUUCUACAUCAUUGGCAUAUUU
Molecule: messenger RNA, 3020 nt
Organism: Pteropus alecto (black flying fox)
Lineage: Eukaryota; Metazoa; Chordata; Mammalia; Chiroptera; Pteropodidae
Gene: BCL6B
Product: B cell CLL/lymphoma 6B
Exons: 9
Coding region: 818-2155 (445 amino acids)
Biological process (GO): regulation of transcription by RNA polymerase II
Molecular function (GO): DNA-binding transcription factor activity, RNA polymerase II-specific; RNA polymerase II cis-regulatory region sequence-specific DNA binding; protein binding
Source: RefSeq, a predicted model, not a curated record